Scleropages formosus (Asian bonytongue) is the source of this 486-nucleotide messenger RNA. RefSeq names its product basic leucine zipper transcription factor, ATF-like 3 (gene batf3). Gene Ontology annotation, molecular function: RNA polymerase II cis-regulatory region sequence-specific DNA binding; DNA-binding transcription factor activity, RNA polymerase II-specific. Gene Ontology annotation, biological process: regulation of transcription by RNA polymerase II. The transcript has 3 exons. Bases 48 to 413 code for a protein of 121 amino acids. Lineage: Eukaryota; Metazoa; Chordata; Actinopteri; Osteoglossiformes; Osteoglossidae. Gene Ontology annotation, cellular component: nucleus. The record is from RefSeq and is a predicted model, not a curated record.
CUGCAGGUGCAGAUCAGCUGUUCCAGCCUGUCCCGGUCGCGUGAGCGAUGUCGGCCGGCGCGCGACCCACCGACUGCCUGCGCGGGAACGCCGGCGGCUUGCACGCGCUGCAGGGGUGCGAGAGCUCUGAGGAUGAUGAGAGGAAGCAGAAGAGGAGGGAGAAGAACAGAGUCGCCGCGCAGAGGAGUCGCAAAAAGCAGACGCAGCGGGCGGACCAGCUGCACGAGGAGUACGAGUGCUUGGAGCAGGAGAACCUGCUGCUGAGGAAGGAGGUGCAGAUGCUCACCGAGGAGCAGAGGCAUCUCAUGGAGGUUCUCAAAGCCCACGAGCCUCUCUGUCCCAUCGUGCACUGCUCCGCCAACCUGACAUCGCACCCGAGGGCACAGGUCCUCGCUGGGGGUCUGCUCAGGUAGGGCGACAGAGCCCCGGCCUCUGAAGAUCCCUCACGCACCCUGUGAGAUGGGUCAGCCCCUGGGGCACAACCGC